AAGGAUGAGUUCGAGGAGGAACCUGAGGAAAGCGAUCCAGAUCUUUGAGCACUUCCAAGAACUGUAUUUUCGAAAUACUAAUUUGGCCAUCAAGAAUGAUUGUCAUGCGUUCUUAUUUGACGAUCAAUUUUGGAGCUUGGCGUUUGGGAGGCUCCAUUACCGCAUGGCGUUCUCGUUUGUCGAUGGAUGGAAUACCCCUUGGUUGCAGCAAUCAGCGCGACCGAGCACAUGCUCUUCAGCUUGUAUUUUCUGAUACCCGUCUACAUAUGUUCUCAAUACAACCUUUUCAAUCAUACAUGUCCGAUCUUACAGACUUUAUGUGAGCGUCUCCCUUGUACUAUUCCAAUACUCAAACGCCUCCCAAUGCAAUACCUGUAGACUAUCUUUCG
This is a messenger RNA of Mollisia scopiformis, 389 nucleotides long. RefSeq lists its product as uncharacterized. The record is from RefSeq and is a predicted model, not a curated record. Bases 96 to 323 code for a protein of 75 amino acids. The transcript has a single exon. Lineage: Eukaryota; Fungi; Ascomycota; Leotiomycetes; Helotiales; Mollisiaceae.